AUCAUGCCAGAGAAACUCCCUUACACAUUCUCCAACAAUGAACAAAAUCAUCACCUUUACACUUGUCUGUUUUGCUGCAGCUGCAGCUUACGAAAUCGUCCAAGACCAGCAAGGUCAAGAAUAUUUCCUCAUGCCACUCGGCCGCCAAAAAAGACAAACAAAUAUCGGCGUUUCUGGAGGUGGUAAAAGUGGAACAAGGGUCACAGCCAGCCACCAGGGAAAUAUCCUCAAUAAAAAUGGGCACCGACUUGAUGGGGGGGCUUUUGCCUCCAAACAAUUCCACCCAAAUGGGCCUGCGACCAUCGGGGGCCAACUGGGAUACUCCCAUACUCCCUCAGGAUCGAACCUAAACGUCGGUGCUUCACACACCCAGAAACACGGAACAGAUCUGAAUGUUCAAGGAGUUGGGAAUUUAUGGAGGAAUGGUAAUUCGCGUCUGGACGCUGUGGGCAACUAUGGACGGCAUUAUGGGGGCCCUGGGGGCACCGGGAGGCCCAAUUAUUACGGAGGCGUCCAGUUUAGCCACCGCUUCUAAAGACUUAUUUAUUUCUUUUAUUUAAUAAAAAUGUUCACGGUA
Tribolium castaneum (red flour beetle) is the source of this 577-nucleotide messenger RNA. RefSeq names its product Diptericin B (gene DptB). NCBI's taxonomy places the organism in Eukaryota, Metazoa, Arthropoda, Insecta, Coleoptera, Tenebrionidae. The coding region runs from base 38 to 535 and encodes 165 amino acids. The transcript has 2 exons. Gene Ontology annotation, biological process: defense response to bacterium. Gene Ontology annotation, cellular component: extracellular region. The record is from RefSeq and is a predicted model, not a curated record.